This is a messenger RNA of Anoplophora glabripennis (Asian longhorned beetle), 1656 nucleotides long. RefSeq names its product ras-like protein family member 10B. The record is from RefSeq and is a predicted model, not a curated record. Gene Ontology annotation, molecular function: GTP binding; GTPase activity. The transcript has a single exon. Lineage: Eukaryota; Metazoa; Arthropoda; Insecta; Coleoptera; Cerambycidae. The annotation marks the transcript as partial.
CAAUUCGUGUGGAACGAAUUCUGCGAAGAGUACAUCCCAACGGACAGAAAACACACUUACUACCCCUCGGUCAUCACGAACGAAAGGCUGUACGAAAUAAAAAUAUCGGACCUGCCCGUAAUACCGUACUUCCCAGUCAAUUCGUACUACGAGUGGGCCAACUACAGGUAUUACGGCUUGCGCAGCGCCACGGCUUACAUCCUAGUCUUCGACUUAUCCAACAUCGACACCUUCCAAUACGUCCGGACGCUGAGGGAGCAGAUCUGUGAGUCCCGCAACAUGCAAAACGUCCCGCUGCUCGUAGUGGGCAACAAACAAGACCUCAUCGUCCCCGAGGAAGGCACCAGUAACAGCUCGAAACCCGCUAUAGCCAGCGGGACGGACGAGAAACGUAGGGAUAUAGUAAACUUAGUAAAAAAGCACUGGAAGUCCGGUUAUAUUGAGUGCAGUGCCAAGUACAACUGGAAGGUAGUGGCGGUUUUUAAGGAACUGAUUAAUAUGAUCGACAAUUUGAGCAGCAGGGAUCAGAGUCCGAUGUUGGACAACAUCCAGGAGGCGUUAGAUAGGAAUAAGUGUGUCGUUAUUUGAUCUGUUUUGAAAAUGGUGUGUUUCAUUUACGAAAGCUUGGGGAAGUGUUAGGUUCAAGCGUUAGGUGAGCUCAACGUUUACGAUGUGAUUAUAGAGGUUUAAAACUGAAGUUGUUGAAACUGUUGAACCGUUUUGCGGCUAAUGUUGUUCCGAUGUGUUUUUUUAUAAGACUUACGCUUACGUUUAAAAGCCUACCACUUGUGUAAGGUUUCCGUCGCGUCAUCUACUUAAUUCUCCUUCGACUGUGUGCCAAUAAUUUUUUUUAACGAAAUAAAUGAAUAAUAGGUAUAUCAAGUGGUGAUCUUUUAACUGCACGCCCUGGUUUCUUAGCGUUUUUACACCCUGUAUGAUAAUAUCAAACACAAUUAAUUCUUGAUAGUAUUUUCUCUUUUAUACUUUUUUAUCUAUCGUUGACCCUUAUUUAAAAAAAAACUUUACAAAAUCAAACUAUGAAUGCAUUUGACACGUUGUUAUUUUGGCUGUGAGUUUAAAUUUUAGGAUGUUUUUUGUACUUUUUAGGUGUUCGAUAUGUUUACAAAAAAAUAUUAUUUCUAGUAGGGUCACUGCGCUGGUUCUUGAUUAGUUUUCUCAAACUUUUUCCCAGUCCAUUUUCCUGUUUUCGAUCAUAAAUUGUUGUCAGUGUCGUUUUUUGAUUAAAAUUCUAAUAAGGUGGUCAAAAAUGAGAUCGUUUAGGUCGAAGUCAAACGGCAAUAGGUCGAAAACAUGCAAAAAUUGAGAUUUCAACUGCUUUAAUAUCAGAUUGUGGCAAUUUACUCCAAAACAAAGAAUUUUUGAAGUUUUUAAGGUCAAAAAGUCACCAAAAUAGCAAAAAAAAAAACAGCGCAGCAAUCCUAGUACAGGGUGAAACUAUCCUAUACUUUGUUCAGCAAUACUACAAAUAUUAUUAGACAAUCGUACUGUAAUACAAAAUUGAAUUAAACCCGUUCAACUUUGUAAUAUAUAACAUGUGAAACUUGCAAAACGUAAACUGUGGUUGUGAAUUUAUUAAGUUUAACUAAUACGCCAAAAUAAAAUUUGUAGUUGAAAUAACAAGGCAAUAAAAAUUAA